CAAAAAUUGUUAUUAAUUAUAAGAAUCGAAAAAGAUUAUUCGCGCCCGAGGAAAUAAGUGCAAUGAUAAUUUUCAGGCUGAAGGAGAUCGCUGAAGUUUAUCUCGGUUUUAAAGUUAAUAGUGCUGUCGUUACCGUGCCUGCGUAUUUCAGCGAUACACAACGCCAUGCGACCAGACUUGCGGGUCAAAUUGCGGGUUUAGAUGUUAUAAGGGUCAUCAACGAACCAACGGCCGCUGCAUUAGCGUAUGGUUUGAGCAAUCAUUUUAAAGGAGAUCGUAAUAUUCUUAUAUAUGAUUUAGGCGGUGGUACUUUAGAUGUGUCUAUAUUAAAUAUUAGUGAAGAUUCGUUAUAUGAAGUAAAAGCGACCGCAGGGAAUCCCCGACUAGGCGGGGAAGACUUCGACAAUCGCUUAGUCGAAUAUAUCAUUGAUGAUAUUCGUAAAACUCAAGGGAAGGAUAUAAAAGGCACACGAACGCUAAGUCGUCUACGAUUCGCCGCUGAAAAAGCGAAACGAGCGCUCACGUCCGCUUCAGAAGCGUUCGUUCAAAUUGAAUCGGUAAACGAUCGAGUCGAUUACAAAGGACGAAUAACGCGAACACUAUUCGAACAAUUAUGCUCGGAUUUAUUUAAAGAGACGCUAAUAUCCGUCGAACAGGCAUUGAUGGAUGCGCGUUUGUUGAAAAAUGACAUACGUGACGUCGUUUUAGUAGGUGGCAGCUCAAGAAUACCGAAGAUAAGGAAAAUGCUUACCGAUUUCUUCGAAGGGAAAACUAUAAAGUAUUCAAUUAAUCCUGAUGAAGCGAUCGCUAGCGGUGCAGCGAUUCAAGCCGCUGUAUUAUCUGGAGAGAGGAGUGAUAACAUCAAGGAUUUGCUGCUAAUCGAUGUGGUGCCAUUAUCCCUUGGCGUGGAAACCGCUCGUGGUAUUAUGUUCAAAGUUAUCAAUCGCAAUACCCCAAUACCUUGCAGGCAGGUCAAAGAAAUAUCAACAUUAGAAGAUUAUCAAAUAAGCAUGACAAUAGAAGUUUUUGAAGGUGAAAGGUCGCUGACAAAGGACAAUCAUUUGCUAGGUGUCUUCGAACUCCAGAAUAUCCUUCCAGUGCCGAGAGGAGUCGCGAAGAUUGACUUGAUAUUUGAUAUUGACGCCAAUGGUAUACUAACGGUGUCUGCGAACGAUAAAAGCACGGGAAAUCAUAAAAGUAUUACGAUACAAAAUUCAAAUAGAUUAACGAAACAGGAUAUAAUCCAAAUGAUCUCUGUAGCUGAACAGUUUAAGAGCGAAGAUGACGAGAAUAGACGACGUUUGGAAUCGAGGAACCAGCUCGAGACAUACAUAUACAACGUCAAAAGAUCUUUCGUUGAGAAUUUGGAGAAGAUCGAUGGAGAAGAAUGCGCUGAUAUGAUAGGGGAGUGCAAAGAUGCUAUCGCGUGGCUAGACGAUAAUCCUGAUUGUCUGAAAGAAGAAUACGAAAGAAAAAUGUCUGAAUUGCUCAAUCGUUGGUCGUUGAAGAUAAAGAAGGUCGAUCACUUGAUGCACAGAGCUAAGCGACAGAAAUAUUCGGUAUCGGAUGUUGAAGAACAGCAGACAACGAUUGAAGAAGUUGUUGAGGAACAUACAUAUUUGUAGUAAUGUUUUAGUUAUAAGGUAUGUUGUGAUUAAAUUUUUUUAGUGAUUAAUGGCUUUU
Messenger RNA from Vanessa tameamea, 1683 nucleotides. RefSeq names its product heat shock protein 68-like. The transcript has a single exon. The record is from RefSeq and is a predicted model, not a curated record. Gene Ontology annotation, cellular component: cytosol; cytoplasm; plasma membrane. The coding region runs from base 63 to 1625 and encodes 520 amino acids. Gene Ontology annotation, molecular function: ATP binding; ATP-dependent protein folding chaperone. NCBI's taxonomy places the organism in Eukaryota, Metazoa, Arthropoda, Insecta, Lepidoptera, Nymphalidae.